Molecule: messenger RNA, 1979 nt
Organism: Cynoglossus semilaevis (tongue sole)
Lineage: Eukaryota; Metazoa; Chordata; Actinopteri; Pleuronectiformes; Cynoglossidae
Gene: tmem151ba
Product: transmembrane protein 151Ba
Exons: 2
Coding region: 34-1671 (545 amino acids)
Source: RefSeq, a predicted model, not a curated record
GAUGGUGCUGCUUGUAGUCGCUUCACCCUGUGGAUGAUACAGACAGGGAUUCUCGGUUAUGUUUCAGCCUCACUCGGAACCCCCCCAUCCCACCAGCAGAUCCACCCAUGCACCGGGUUGUGCACGCUUUACAUCACCAUGUCUCCAGCAUCGGCUGCACCGGUCAGUGAAAGCACCACCACCGCGACCACGGCUGCUCUACCCGGAGAGGAGACGGAGAGUCCCCGAGAGGAGCAGCGACCUCAUAAACAGUCCCUGUCUCAAUCCUUGUGUCAGGAGACACACUGGAAAUGUCUUCUUCUGUCCCUGCUCAUGUACGGCUGCAUCGGGGUGAUGGCCUGGUGCCAGGUGACCACGGUCACACGCCUCUCCUUCGACAGCGCCUACAAGGGGAAGUCCAUGAUGUACCAUGACAGUCCCUGCUCCAACGGCUACAUCUACAUCCCUCUGGCCUUCCUGGUCAUGCUCUACGUGGUCUACCUGGUGGAGUGCUGGCACUGCUACGCCAAGAACGAGCUGCAGUACAAGGUGGACAUGGACACCGUGCUAGAGCGCAUAGAGCGCAUGCAGCAGGCCACGCCCUGCAUCUGGUGGAAGGCCAUCAGUUACCACUAUGUCCGGAGAACCCGGCAGGUGACGCGCUACCGAAACGGAGAUGCCUACAGCACCACACAGGUUUACCACGAGAGAGUCAACACCCACGUGGCAGAGGCAGAGUUUGACUACGGGAACUGCGGGGUUAAGGACAUCUCAAAGUACCUGCUGGGUCUGGAGAGCUUCCCAAUCACCCGGCUGAGGUUCACAAAGUGCUUCAGCUUUGCUAGCAUCGAAUCGGAAAAUACCUAUCUAACCCAGCGGGCCAGGUUCUUUACGGAGAACGAGGGUCUGGACGACUACAUGGAGGCUCGUGAGGGAAUGCAUCUGAAGAAUGUAGACUUUAGAGAGUACAUGAUUGCCUUUUCUGACCCCGACCACCUUCCCUGGUACCUGUCUCAUUCCACUUUUUGGGUGGCAGCUGCUUUCACCGUGUCCUGGCCUCUGCGUGUUCUGAUGGAGUACCGCACCGCCUGUGUACACUACCACGUAGAGAAACUGUUUGGCUUUGACUACGUUCCAGUGACACCCUCCGAGGAGCGGCCAUAUUGCCGACAUAUUCCUCGCGUCAACACCAUUGACAGCACAGAGCUGGAGUGGCACAUUCGCUCCAACCAGCAGCUGGUGCCCAGUUACUCCGAGGCUGUUCUAAUGGACCUGGCCCAGCUCUCUGGAAACAGCUACUCUGUCUGUGGAAGCUACGGCAGCUACAGGCAGAACUGUGAACGCUGCCAUCGGGCCAUCAGCAGCUCCUCCAUCUUCUCUCGGAGCGCCCUCAGCAUCUGCAACACGGGAAGCCCACGUAUCCCCUUCAGCGCCAGUCGCUUCUCACUGGGCCGCUUGUACGGCUCCAGGCGGAGCUGCCUGUGGAGGAGCAGCGAGAGUCUGAACGAGCGCUCCUGUCCCACGGAGAGCACGAGAUGUCUGUCAGGGCAGCAGUCCGGUGAGGAGAACCCUCCAACCUAUCAGGACGCUCUGCACUUUCCGGUGCUUAUUGUACAUCGCAACGAGGGCUGCCUCAACCACGACCACCAGUCCCUGCACAGAAACGGCUCCUGCGUGGAGACUUCACUAUGACCCACGUCAGCCACAGCUGUCGGAGCAAAGACUCAAUGACACAGAAAAUUCCAGAAAAGCCCAGAGCACAGACUGAAAACACUUUGUCAUCGUCCUUUAACUCUUAACAUUUGUUGCAUUGCCUGUAAUGACCUGCAGGGUUGUGUCUGUGCAGUCGUGUCAACCUCCAGUACCAGAAGUUUACAUGCUUGGCUAAUAAGCGAGACAAGGAGCAGCAGUUUCCUUCUCAGUCUGGGUCGUGAUUAGAGUCUGAAAACAGAAACUCCACCAAAAUUAGAAAUGACAAAAACACCCUCCGUAAGCAGUCG